Molecule: messenger RNA, 982 nt
Organism: Haliotis rufescens (red abalone)
Lineage: Eukaryota; Metazoa; Mollusca; Gastropoda; Lepetellida; Haliotidae
Product: glutathione S-transferase 1-like
Exons: 4
Coding region: 79-735 (218 amino acids)
Biological process (GO): glutathione metabolic process
Molecular function (GO): glutathione transferase activity
Source: RefSeq, a predicted model, not a curated record
GCCAGGGGGUUGACACAACGACUGCAGCCUCCCGUCUGCUCAGAUAGAAACGGUGUGUUUAGUGUGGCGUCAGCUACCAUGGCGAACAUCCAGUUAUAUUAUUUUAAGGGAAGCCCACCAAGUCUUGCUGUCCUCAUGACAGCCAAGGCCCUUGGUGUACCACUCGAGAUGAAGGAACUCCAGUACUGGAACAAAGACCAUCUAGCCCCGGAGUUUACAGAGAUAAACCCGGAUCAAAGCGUCCCAACAAUUAUAGAUGGAGACUUCACAUUGUGGGAGAGUCGCGCCAUCUUGCGCUACCUGAUAGGGAAAUAUGGGGGUGAGGACAACAGCUUGUACCCCCGGGACCCCCAGAAGAGGGCAGAGGUGGACCGACUACUGGACUAUGAUCUUGGGGUCUUCUUCAGAGUCAUUUUGGAGGAUCUGUGGCUGCCAUUCAGAGACAAAUAUGAGAUGACAAAAGAACAAGACGAGAAGGUCAUGAAGGGUUUCAAGCGGAUUGAUACACUGGUCAAGGAUAAGAAGUUCCUUACCGGAAAUAACCCCACCAUUGCCGACUUUUCGAUAGUAGUUGGGUUUGCAGUGGAAAUUGUCUAUCCAGGGGAUAUGUCCAAGUACCCCAAUGCCAUGGCAUGGUACAAGAGAAUGCAGGAAUUGCCCUACUACAAAGAAGCGAAUCAGUCGUUUCCCGGCUGGGUGGAAAGCGUGAAGAAUCGACACACUGAAAAGGUGUAAAACAUGAAGAUGUUCAGAUCCAUUGAAGUGUACGGAUGAUGCAAGAGAAUGCACAACAAAAAGUCAGUGCAAGAGGUUAUUGUUGUGUGAGUUUUAGAUCAUUCAUCUUCAUAAACCAAAGAUGAACUCUUACUUGUGUAACUGAUGUUAGGAUCCUUAUUGCACUGUUUUCACUGAUUAACUUGUCUCCAGUUAUAUAGUAUUACCAAUAUAUAUUCAACUACAAAGAUUAAAAGCUUUAUGGUUA